CGUGGCGAGAUCACCGAAAUCACCGACCCGCGCUUGACAAAAGACCGGCCAUCACUCAUUCAGCUACCUACAACAGUUCCAGAAUCUGGAAACAUCGCAUACUACUGAUACUACGCAGCAGACUCAGUGACGAUUACAUUGCUUGUAUCUUCCGUUCAAUAUGGUUGAGCAACCAAGUAUUCAAUGUGCAGACACAGAUGGCAACGGACCAGCAAAACGUCGUCGGAGGCCCGCACUAUCUUGCGUCGAGUGUCGUAUGCGCAAGGUAAAAUGCGAUCGAGAGAAGCCUUGUGGAGCAUGCACCAGAAUCAAAUCGGCAACCUGCACUUUUAGACCUACGCGCCCGGGAAUUCGGUCAGAAAGGAGCGAAAGGUCACCCGAAGAUGAUACCUCGACAGGCCACAGCAACGACCAGGACCAAGGACAUCCGGCUCGGUCUUCUCCCCAGCCGCCCACACCGUCCAAUGACUUUGACGCGAUGAUCAAUCGCUACGUGGCACCUGGGCUUCUCGGAGAACGUGGUGGCAAGCUGAAGCCUUUGCCUGCCGAUAGACCGCCUUUCAACUUGAACUCACACCCAGAUACUACACAAGCCUCCGUCAUCAGUAGCUUGUUGGAUCGGAUCCACGGCUUGGAAGAGCAGCUGGCGAGUGCUACUUUGAAUGAGCAAGCGAGAAGUGGUACAUUGCCGAGACAGGAAAGCUCAGAUGCCACAAGCGGUCAGUUUGUAAAGUCGAAGUUUUACGGUCAGAGUCAUUGGAUCAACGCUAUAGACCCUUACGAUGCUCUUGGUGCUGCGAAUACUACGAUCAACGAAAACACAAACAGGAAAGAGGUGAACAAGUCGACCGAACUAUAUGCUACCGUCUCAGAAGUGAAACGAAUGGCUCGCAUCAUCAAGGCCUCGCGCAUGUCACAGCCUUCAAUAUCACCAGAAUUACAGGCAUGCAUCCCACCCAGGGAGAUCAGCGAUGCGCUUGUUGACUGUUACCUGCGCACAUUCGAGGGCGUCUUUCGUGUCUUGCACGUUCCUUCUUUCAAGAAGAUAUACGACGCCUAUUGGCUAGGCACUAUGCCUGCAAAGCCUUCCAUCGUUCAUAAGUUUCUACUGGUAUGCGCAAUUGGCGUGCCAUUCUACACUGGACCAGAGCAGGCCAAGCUCCGCGUCUCGGCCGUGAAAUGGAUCCAGGCUGCAGCAGAGUGGCAAAGUGCUCCUCAUGCGAAGUCGCGUCUCAACAUGAUAGGAUUGCAAAUACAGAUUCUUAUUCUAAUCGCACGCCAAGUUUGUAAUGUCGAUGGCGACCACAUCUGGAUACCUGCAGGCACACUGUUACGAACGGCCAUGCAUCUUGGUUUGCAUCGCGAUCCAUCUCAUUUCCCCAAAAUCAGCGUCUAUCAUGGUGAGAUGCGACGCAGGCUCUGGGCAACCGUCUUGGAGAUUACUGCGCAAAGUAGCCUGGAUAUGGGCAUGCCACCCAUGGUCUCUAUCAACGACUACGAUACUAAGCCGCCGUCUAACAUCAACGAUGAAGACAUGGGUGAAGGCAUUGAGGCGCCUUUGGAUGCGAAACCAGAAACUGUUUUCACCGACAGUAGCAUCCAAAUUGGUUUUACACGGACUCUUCCUGUAAGGUUAGAGAUCAUCAAGCUGAUCAACAAUCUACGCUUUGAUCUAUCGUACGAUGACGUACUGCGCGUCGGCAGCGAGCUAACCAGCGCCUGUCGCAAGGGGAUGAUAUUCUUCAAAGCCGCAUUAGCUGCGGGACACAACAUCACGCCUUUCCAGAUAAAAAUGUGCGACACCCUAGUCCGACGCUUCGUCCUCUGUCUUCACCGCCCAUACUUCUCAAAAGCAUUCAGAAACCCACGCUAUCACUACUCAAGAAAGAUAUGUUUGGACACCUCGUUAGCAAUCUACGCGCCGGCGACGGACAACGCGCCUGAUGAAGAAGACGAUUGGACACGUAUGACACAUCGAUGUGUCGGCUUCUUUAAGUCAUUCUUCCUCUACGGCAUGUCAACCGUAUAUUACGAGCUUACUUCGCAAAUCAAUGAGAGACUAGAAGAUGCAGCGCUCUUUGCUCCCAUGGUUUCCGCACGAACACCAACAUCUUCCUCCACAGGGUUGUCAUCAUUACCGGCACAGUAUCAGCCUCUACGUGAAGUCCUGGAAUCAUCACGCCGCUUAGGGAUAGCCCGGAUUCAUAAUGGCGAAACGAACGCAAAGGGUGUCGUUUUCAUAAAUUGUGCCCUAGCACGCAUCGACGCUUUAAUAUCUGGCAACGACCCCGACGCAGCUGUCCUUGAAGCAGCAAAAACUUCUACCAGCGAAACGAGUCGGAUACUGGCUGAAGUAUAUCGAGAAGAGCACGGCGAAGAGAUUGAUCUAGGUCUUUCGAGCGGAUGUUUCAAUGGAAGAGAACACGGCCGUGGCGAAGGCGCUGAUGACAUCACUGGGAAGCAUCUUCCUACUGGUACUGAAGUCCAGAGCGGCUUCAGCAAUGUUGCAGACUUCCCCUCUUUCGACGGCACGAUGGAGGGAAUGAAUAUGCUGGACGCCGAUCUAGGAGAUAUGAACAUGGGUGUGGAUGUUGACAUUAAUGCCUACAUGCAAGGACAGCCUAUGGACAUAGGGAAUGGCUUCCAUUUCGGAAGGAGCCCCGAGUGGUUUUAUGAUCUUAAUGGGUGGGCUGGGACAGGCAAUCCCGGGAACCUUGGGUACGGUGUUUGACGCCCGUACCAUACGAUCAAAACCUAUAAGGCUGCAGACCUUAAUUCCGAUACUCAUCCGAUGUCCAACCGCACCCGAUAACAAUCAUGUCUGACACCACUCGGGUUACUCUAAGAAAAACGGCCCAAAUGUCCAGAAACAGGAUGGUUGAUUGCAGCCAAUACCUCUUUCUAUAGUUGCAAUCCUGAGGAUCCGAUACCCGGCUUCCCAGCUUUUGCUAUCAUCGUGAAAACGGUGCACAUCACAGGCUCUUGCAUAGGCUCUCCUAGGGAGAUCAAGGAAACGUUACAGUUUAUUGCAGAUCGGUCUUAAGCCUCGAUUGAAGCUCAUCACGAUGAAAAAGGCAAGCCGCGUCAUUGUGGAGUUCGCAGAGGGUAAACAACGACACAGAUUCAUACUCACAAACGAGAAACACACCAAGCAAAAGAAGAUGAGAUGAGGAAGAUGCUGAGUAUAUGUAGCAGAAGUUGCCAGAAUGCAAAUAUAGUUUUUUUU
Messenger RNA from Alternaria alternata, 3226 nucleotides. RefSeq lists its product as hypothetical. Bases 161 to 2731 code for a protein of 856 amino acids. The record is from RefSeq and is a predicted model, not a curated record. Gene Ontology annotation, cellular component: nucleus. Gene Ontology annotation, biological process: regulation of transcription by RNA polymerase II; DNA-templated transcription. Lineage: Eukaryota; Fungi; Ascomycota; Dothideomycetes; Pleosporales; Pleosporaceae. Gene Ontology annotation, molecular function: DNA-binding transcription activator activity, RNA polymerase II-specific; zinc ion binding; RNA polymerase II cis-regulatory region sequence-specific DNA binding. The transcript is spliced from 3 exons.